AUGUGCAAAAGGUUUUGCAGAUGUUUCUCCUUGGCUUUUGGUUCCUACAUUGUAGGCUGCGUUACUGUGGGAAGUAGUGUCGUCGGAGCUGUUCAUAUAUUUGAAGAGUUGACUACGAUUACUGAUACUUGGAUGGAAUCUACAAGCGAAGGGGUUUUCGAUUUCAUGACUCUUGUGGCAUUGUGUUUACACACAGUACUGUGCGUUAUUGGGAUUGUCAUUUUAUACGGGUUGAUUCACAAUAAAAUAAAAUUAGUUAAAUAUGCAUCGUUGGCUCUUCUGGUAGCGUCCAUUUUUCGUCUAGUGGUCGCCAUUGUCAGACUGAUCGUCAGCCAAGACAUUGAAGCGUUUUUGUUUUUCUUCGUAAAUGGGUCGUUCUACCUUUAUGGAUUUGUCGUCAUUUGGAGCUUUGCAGUCGAUGAGGAGGAGAGCCAAAGGUUAAAUAUUCUGGCAAACUACGAAAUAGCUCAAAUUGCUCAGAGGUUUGGACAUCGGUCGUCUAUAUGCACUCCAAACAAUUAGGA
This is a messenger RNA of Macrosteles quadrilineatus (aster leafhopper), 524 nucleotides long. RefSeq lists its product as uncharacterized. The coding region runs from base 1 to 522 and encodes 173 amino acids. The transcript is spliced from 5 exons. NCBI's taxonomy places the organism in Eukaryota, Metazoa, Arthropoda, Insecta, Hemiptera, Cicadellidae. The record is from RefSeq and is a predicted model, not a curated record.